GAGGAAUCGCACUCCAUCAUGGCUGCUCAAACCGUUCCUGGGUUACCAACGUUAAUUGUCAAUGAUAUUAUUGCGAAUUGGAAAAUAGAGGAAAAGCUUGGAGAAGGUGGAUUUGGAGCUGUCUAUAAGGUUAGCGACACAACGUCACCUAAACAUCCGAUUUACGCACUCAAAACAGAAAGAGUCAAUGCACCUACAAAAGUGCUGAAAAUGGAAGUUGUAGUACUACGCUUCAGUGCAUUGAAGAAGGCUCGAGCAACUCAUUGCUGUGACAUACUGGACUCUGGUCGUGCUCUCGGAUUCAAUUUCAUUAUAAUGACCUUAGUUGGUACAUCACUUAUGGAAUUGCGGAAAACUAAUAAGAUAAAAGAGAAAGCGUUUUCGAUGGGAUGUGCAAUAUCCGUUGGAAUACAGUGCUUAGAAGCAGUUCAAGAGCUGCACAAUGUUGGAUACUUGCAUAGAGAUUUAAAGCCUGCAAAUUUUUGCAUAUGUGUAGAUAAUGUGCGAAAGAUAUAUCUUCUGGAUUUCGGAAUGUGUCGACGUUACAUAGAUAGCGAGAAUGCUGUUAGAAGACCACGUUGGGCAUCAGGCUUUCGAGGAACACAGCGUUACGCAGCUAUAAGUUGUCACAUAUCAAGAGAGAUGGCCCGAAAGGACGAUCUAGAAAGCUGGCUUUAUCAGCAGAUAGAAUUGACGUCGGGAGAAUUGCCUUGGAAAAACUUAGAAGACACUGUUGCAAUAUGCAAUGCUAAGGAAAAAUCGCGUACAAGUGGCUUGAAAGAGUUGUUUGCUGGCUGUCCAAAGGAAUACAUACAUAUAAUGUUUUACAUAGAUUCCCUAAGAUAUUAUGACAAACCCAACUAUGCAGUUAUACGCGGUCUUCUUCGUGAUGCUCUGGAUUCCAACGCACUUUCUGAGUAUCCUUACGACUGGGAGCCAGCUGCCGCAUCAAAAGCAAAGACGCCAGACAAACCUCCAGCUGAGCAAAAUGCGAAGCCUCAGUGA
Molecule: messenger RNA, 1005 nt
Organism: Cylicocyclus nassatus
Lineage: Eukaryota; Metazoa; Nematoda; Chromadorea; Rhabditida; Strongylidae
Source: the annotation of a GenBank genome assembly